This is a messenger RNA of Mus musculus (house mouse), 282 nucleotides long. It is a transcript of the gene Defa27, whose product is annotated as defensin, alpha, 27. Gene Ontology annotation, biological process: defense response. Gene Ontology annotation, cellular component: extracellular region. The record is from RefSeq and is marked validated. The transcript has 2 exons. NCBI's taxonomy places the organism in Eukaryota, Metazoa, Chordata, Mammalia, Rodentia, Muridae. The coding region runs from base 1 to 282 and encodes 93 amino acids.
AUGAAGACACUAGUCCUCCUCUCUGCCCUUGCCCUGCUGGCCUCCCAAGUCCAGGCUGAUCCUAUCCAAAACAGAGAUGAAGAGAGUAAAAUUGAUGAGCAGCCAGGGAAAGAAGACCAAGCUGUUUCUGUCUCCUUUGGAGACCCAGAAGGCUCUUCUCUUCAAGAGGAAUCGUUGAGAGAUCUGAUAUGCUAUUGUAGAACAAGAGGCUGCAAAAGAAGAGAACGCCUGAAUGGGACCUGCAGAAAGGGUCAUUUAAUGUACACGCUCUGCUGCCGCUGA